Chaetomium fimeti is the source of this 882-nucleotide messenger RNA. RefSeq names its product Ctf8-domain-containing protein. Bases 370 to 882 code for a protein of 170 amino acids. Gene Ontology annotation, cellular component: Ctf18 RFC-like complex. NCBI's taxonomy places the organism in Eukaryota, Fungi, Ascomycota, Sordariomycetes, Sordariales, Chaetomiaceae. The record is from RefSeq and is a predicted model, not a curated record. Gene Ontology annotation, biological process: mitotic sister chromatid cohesion. The transcript has a single exon.
GACAGUGAAUGUUGGAAACACUCAAGGGAGAAGAUAUGUCAAAUUGAGUCCCUGCCCUUUUGUAUGCAGAAAGCGGGGCAUUUCCACAACCGAAAGAUACACAUUGGAGUGGCUCUCAUCCACCGAACCAUAACUCAAACUGAUGCUUAACUGAACAACAACCCCAAAUAUCCACAGCAACAAUCAACAAACCCAAUACCGCUACACCUACCUCUGUCUACAAACCCAGAACCCGUUAUCUCAACGGCCACCCCCGAAACCCGCCCCUACGGACUGUAUACCUCGGACUUCUCAAAUUCGAAUUUCCCACCCUUAACUCACCACCUCAAACCUCAACUCCAAAAAGGAAGCAAAAAAGAAAGAAGCACAAUGUCAUCAUCCACCCAACCAAUCCCCCUCCACACCUCACCCACCCCACCCACAACAACACCACCACCCAACCCCCUCCCCACCCUCCUCCAAACCCCCUCCGGCCUCGCCCUCCUCGAGCUACAAGGCACCAUCAACCUACCCCCAACCACAACCUCACAAACCCCCGCAAUCCCCAUCGGCCGCCUCAUUUUCCCCGACUACAACCCCACCGAUACUAGCAAUAGUAGCGGGGACACGGCCUGGAUGAAGCGGGCGUGGCUGUUCAUCGGCGAGAACCAGCGCCUGCAGGGGGAGGUGAAGCGGCUGCCGAAGGCGGUGGCCGUGUUGAGGAGGCGGAGUAAUGGGGGGAGUGGUGGUGGGGUUGGGGUUGAAGGUGGGGAUGGGGAUGGGGAUGGGGAUGGGGAUGAUAAUGAGGGGGCGGAGGAGUUGGAGGUGGUGGAGGUGGUCAAGUUUAAGAUUGUGUUUUCGUUGAGGCCGGAGCCGGUGGGGAGUGAGAGUCUUGUUGCUUGA